ACGGGUUUGUGCAUCUAGUGCAUAACAUAAGAAAGACGACUUGAGUAGCCAAACGGUUUUAAUUCGACUCUUCAUCUGUGACCACCUCCGUGAUCACCAAGCUUGUCGAGAACAAGUGUGGAAGCUGGCACUUUGGAUCCUGAGUUGGUUAAAUGCAGGCAAUUCAAAAGGAUAAAGAAAUUUGGGUUCUCCCCUCACCACCUAUCGUGGCCGUGAGAGUUAAAGGCCUUGCUACACAUUAUCGUUGGUGGCAUUUUCCAGUCGCUAAAGGGCAGGUGAAGGAGGAAGCACAACGCAAGUUCAAGAUGGACCUGGCCAGUAUGUUUUCACAGAUAGCUCAGAUCACGGAUCACUUGUUUCUCAGCAGCGCGGCAGCUGUAAGGGGGGACAAGGUACGCAGCCUCGGCAUCACCAACAUCAUCAACAUCACGCUGGAUAUUCCCAACCUGCAGCUUCCUAAUGUUGAAUGUAUACAGAUCCACGUGGACGAUACGCCGUCUGCGCACCUGGCGGUCUACUUUGAUCGCUGCGCCGACAAGAUCAAUCAGGUGCAACGGUCUGGCGGACGCACGCUGGUGCACUGCGUAGCAGGUGUGAGUAGGUCAGCCAGCAUCUGCCUGGCUUACUUAAUGAAAUACCAUAACAUGCCGCUGGAUGAGGCUUACCGCUACGUCAAGCGCCGCCGCUCCAUUAUCCACCCCAACGUGGGCUUCUUUCGCCAACUCAUUGACUACGAGAAGCGGCUUUUUGGGCGCAAUACUGUUAAAAUGGUACAGUCUUCCGUUGGUCCCAUACCUGACAUCUAUAAAAAGGAGACGGAAAAUAUGGUGUGGCUACCAGGCAAUCGCAGUCAUCACUAUGGUUAUUAGAUGGAUUUGCAGACGUGCUAAACGGCAGUAGACUUUCACAAGGCCGUUGAGGGGAAGCGAGAGGAAGGGGACAGAAGGCGGUUUUUCCGGAGAUGCUGUAACAUUUGACUGCUGGCAUACAAUUUGUUUGGCGUGUGUGUGUGGUCCUUAUUACAGUCUCCCCUGCUGAGAUACGUAUCUCUAUAGAAAUGCUGUUUUUGCUGUUAGGAUUUUUACUAUUCAAACUAUUUUAACACAUGUGAUAAAAUAACUUAUUUCAUUGGAAUGUUAAAGAAACCAAAUGAUGUGAUGAGCACAAGAAGACUGUGAUAUGUCGGCCUAAAAGUAUUUAUUGCAAUAUUUUGACAUUGAAUUUGAACCAAAGGGCAGUAGUACAUUUCCAGUGAAAUGAUGGAAGCAUACACGAGCAAAAGGCGGAAAUGGGAAGUAUUGCUUUGGUCUUGAUAAUCUCUGCCACUUCUGUCUUUGUUUUCCUUUAGGAAAUGUGUACAGAUGAUCGCACGCGUGGCAUCAUUUUGCAUAUUACGUGUGCGUAGCAACUACAACUGAAAAUAAGCAUUAGUCCGGUGCCCGUACAAGUGAGGCCAAGAUAUUUUGUCUCUUUGUGAGACCCAUAUACAUAGGAUUCGCCAGCUCAACAAUACUACACCAGAAAGGACUCAAAAGUUUAGUCAUUUUGCAAGAAUACAAAAACUCAGGACUACUACUUAUAAAAGUAACACAUUAAGCAGUAAAUUUAUGCAAAAAUAAUCAUAAAAGACACAUUUAACAGUAGAUCUAAACAAAAACAAUAACUGAAAUAGUCCAAAAACCAGCUAAACCGAUCCUCUCAGGUCAAUAAGAAAACGACAGUUCAUAAUUUCACGAAGAAAGACAAAAUUGACGGUAAGACCAGAGAGCACAUCUAAACACAGCUGUUUCACAUCGUGAAAACUAUCACUUCGCCAUAAUUAUUCACAAAAGAAUGGAUUGUAAGCCGGCAUCUAAUUCGUCAGUGUGUUCUUGUGAUAGAAAAGGAGGAUUGUCUCCUUAUAGGUAGCGCUAUCACUUCGUGUCUACGUGUUCUUCUGCCAAGCUGUUUGCAUCUGUCGUGCUACGUUUUGCAAUCGGACGCUUUUUUGUUGUUGGAAAUUUGCAAUGUAUAGCUUCUAAACAUUGAGGGCAAUUGCUUGAUGAAAUAUGGACAAGUUUUUAGACAUUUCUUGUACUGACCAUUUAUUUCCACAAUAAAUAAUUUUUUUUAACCGAUAUAAAAUUUGCUAACCGUGGUACCCACUUUCAUCCUAGUUGAUUAUUGCCUCAAACUCUACCAGCUGUGAUAACUAUGUUCAACUUGCAAUCUAUUGUUUGAUGCCCAACGUCAGUGUACUGAAAUACCAAAACGCUUGUCCUUUUGGUGUCCCUUCCCUGACUUGACAGGUUGAAAGCUGAGUGACGUGUUAUGGAUCUGGCCACAAUUUGCCGGCGAGCAAAGAAGUCGAGAGUGAUUGCGCUACCUUCAGGAAUUCUUUCUUUUCACGAAACAAACACUUUAGCCUUUGUAGUAAUAAUAAUAAGAAGAGAGAUUCCACAGAGUGGCAGAUUGUCCUUAUUCUUAUUUGCAGUGCUACGUUAUAAACAAACAAGACCGGCGUAAUUUACCUUUAAUUUGUCAAAACAAGAUAGAAUUAUUUUAACAUAUUGAGUUGUCCCCCCCCUCCUUUUUUUUUCGUCCGUCUGCCUUCAUUUCCAUUUACUCGAAGUCCUAUGCACAUCCCAACCGCCUGUUGACUAAGCUGAUUCUGUUGGUCACGUGUCUGACGGCCAGUUUUUCGUCUGGCCUGCACUCGGGCUGUCGACGGCUAACGCAGCAGCGAGAGCAAAAUGAUGUCAAUGCUUAGUGCCUUCAUCAUGUGUGAAAUGCCCUUCUGUACCCGUCAGUUCUCAUGGAACUGACCACAUUUUGUAUGUCCCCCUCUCCUGUCUGCUAUCGUUCCCUUUUGCCCCUCAAAAAAAAAAAAAAAAAGGGAGGGCGUUGAUCCGCCCUCCUCGCACAUUUGCAGUUGCAGCACUUGCUUGAAAUGGCAUAACGUGGUCGCAUGCAAAUAUUUUUCGUAAAUUGGAGAUGAACUAGUGUGCGUUAUUUUUUUAUUUUUUUUUUGGAAAAGAUGCGAAAUAUUUAAGGGGAUUACCUGAAAAUAACAUGGUACGUUUCAUUUAAGCAGAACCACCUCUGGGAAAGAAAAUCAACUUCAUAAAUUAAACACGAGAAAUUGUUAAUUGUAGAGCCAGAAUGUCGUUUGUCUACUGCUUCAUUCAGUUCGAUGGGGAUUUGUCUUGUUCGAAUUCCCUUGUAAUAACUUUGUUCAUAUUGUUCAAUCUGCCUUAGAAAAUAGAUUUUACAUGACGCUAUAGAAUUGCAGAUUUUGGCAUCGUACCGAACACAGUUCUUUGCUUUUAGUUUCUUUUUUACUAUCUGUUGUUUCCGUCUCUCAUGGCGGACAGACAGAAAUCCCACUGUUAGACUGUACACUGUUGCCUGUUGUGUUGUGGGGGUAACAUAAUGAAAGCUACCCACGGCCUGGUUGACAGCCUUGUCACAGUUCUUAAAGUGAAGAGGCAUUGGCAAAUUUUCACUACAAGUUUCUCCACUUUCUUUGCAGCCUAUACAUUUAAUACUGGUAUUGGCCACAUGACACCGCUCCGUGUCAACAUCCUGAUUUCAGGUGUUAUAACUUUUCUGAUUCAUGUCAUUAGUGUUGUCACACUCUUAAUAAGUAUAACUGGGUUUUCCCUAGUUCAAAUACCGGCAGCUGCUCAACGUUUACGUUUUGGAGGACACGUCAGAAUGGGGAAAUGGACUCCUUCCUACUGGCGCCCGAGGGAUCUUCUGUGACUUCUAUAUAUUAUAUAUACAUAUGUGUGUCCAGACUCAUUUUUCCUGUCUCUAUGUACAAUUUCUGAAGGUCACCGAUAUCUCGGUCAAUCCCGCACGACCUUUGUUAAUCAUUCCACAAACUCACCGCCAAGAUAUAACCAAUUCUAGUACAGUCAUCUGGUUAUGUGGUCAGUUGAAGGUUGUUUAUCCUGACAAGGGGUACAAGACCGGCUUCCCAGCAAGGCAAUACUAAAUGACCUUGGCCGCGCAUGCUGAGAAGAAUGCACGCGUUUGGGUUUUGAGGUUGUGCCUACUCUCUCCCUGUCACCCGUUAGUGUUCCACAGUCAUCUUCCAUCCCUUGUUUCCUCUCAAUACAGCCAAACGGCAGGCCAUGGUAUUUUUUUUUUUUAAUGAACUAUUCUUUACGAUCGAACUUUGAGGCUUUUAUCUCAAAUUUAUUUUACAUGCUCUAUUUUCGUUUAAUAAAACAUUUGUAUCGAGCAUAUCCCUACUUCAUUCAACUGUACGGGUACAAAAGCAAAGCAAAAUUCUGAAAUAUAGAAAUAUAAUAAUUAAAAUAAAAUACAGAGUAAACAUAGCGAAGCAUAUCAACAAACAGACACGGAGACAAAAACAAUGUAAAAGUGUAAGUGCGAAAUCUGCAGUUAAGGCGAGUGGAGACAGGGUUGGAAGUUUUGUUUUUAACUUAAAAAAUGGAAUGGGAAGAUAGCACAGUAACGAAAAGAGGUCAAUGGUUAUCAGUUGCCGGCCCGGAAAAAGUAUCAAUGAGCAUCCGAGUAGUUACAGAGAGUAAUGGAGUAGGACGCAUGGUGUAACAAAUCACACUUAUUUCAUGAGCUCAAUUGACGCCGUUUACACUCAGUAAAUCUAAUUUAAAACCUUUUUCUCUAUUCCACCAGUUUAUGAUUAAAUUUUAUAAAUAAAAAGGAAAGUAAUCACGAUGACGGUAGCCUUUUUGCCGGUAAGAAUGGAUAUUUGGUCGAACCCAGAGCAGCUCCAGACCAUUGAAAACAGGCUUUGUGAAAUAUGUGUAAAUACCUACGGCAUGGCAAUUUCAAUGUUUAUCAGAGUGCAUGAAUGCAUGCAACGCUGAAAAAUAAUGAUGAUAAUAAUCAUCACGAUAAUGAUACGACGGUGGCAGUUUCGUAAUGAGUCCAUGGAGUAGGUAUAACAAGCAGCAAAGAUGUAAUUAAGGCAUUUAUUUUCUGCUUCUGAUGCUAACUCGAACUGCACUCUUUGGUUUUUGGCAGCCUGGGAGAAAGGAAUUACUGUAGCAAGCUUGGGUAAUAUCAACAAUGAGAUAUGGUUUGAUACCAGAUGAGGAGGGGGAAUGACAGUUUUCACUUCCGGUGUGUGACAUAGGACUUGAGUUAACGACGAUGGCUUCAGUUUUAUCGUUAAUUUCAAUAUACUUUUCCUCAUCCUAUACUUCACUCCAUUCAGGAUAGCAUGUGUGCACAUGUACGACCGUUUGCAACUGCAUCGUUGUACGAUGUUGAACACCUCCCUUGAGCUUAACAUGAUGUAUCGUUCCUUCCUUCCCUGUCCAUCAGUUUCUCUUCUUUCCUUAGACUUCUUGUUCUGCUAAACAUACUUGACAGCUUAAAAGCUAAAGUAAUAUUUUAAAAAAAGUCAAAGCUGGGCGAAGAGGCGAUAGAGAUUAGCAGACUGCUUGCACAAAAGAGAACUGCUUCUUUAACAUCUCAGUGGCGUAGGAAGAUGCUCAUCUUUGGAAAGGGGUGAGGCGAGGACUGCACUGCUUACACCCACUGUUAUCUUCAUAUUGUUGCUCAUCGCCAAAAGGCGUCAUACGUUUUCGUUAUACUCGCGGAAAUAAUGUGCAUAGUCCUUUUUUUUGUGAUACGAUCCGGAAUAGGCUUUGCUGUGUGUGUUAACUGCCAAGAGCUUUCACUUUCGCCUCAGCAGUAUUAACACGUUACUUUUGGAACCAAGUCCAUUGAUUGUUAGAGAUUUUAAAAUGUGUGACCGAACUUAUGUUAAUUGUAUUUAGAUAUUUGCGCAGCUGUUUUUAUUUGCAAAAUCAUGGAAACAGUCCUACUAGUCGUUUUUGUAUGAUUUACUGGUAUUUUGAAAAUAAGGCAAAAAGUAAACCAUUUUUCUUCUAUCAGUACUUUGGAAAAGAAGUAAAGUUUGUGAAAGAUACCACCACACAACUUGUAGCGGUCCACGUGAGAAAUUGCGUUGGUGCUACACGAACUACUUUGUCUGCUGUGUGAGCAAAUAUAAUUUUUACACAGGUA
Messenger RNA from Pomacea canaliculata, 6009 nucleotides. Its product is annotated as dual specificity protein phosphatase 14-like. Gene Ontology annotation, biological process: protein dephosphorylation. The transcript has 4 exons. Gene Ontology annotation, molecular function: MAP kinase tyrosine/serine/threonine phosphatase activity. Gene Ontology annotation, cellular component: cytoplasm. Lineage: Eukaryota; Metazoa; Mollusca; Gastropoda; Architaenioglossa; Ampullariidae. The record is from RefSeq and is a predicted model, not a curated record. The coding region runs from base 153 to 869 and encodes 238 amino acids.